AGCAUUUGUAGAGCGACUGCAGGUGGUCGAAUUGUUUUCCUGAAGUGCAAAUAAACGAAAGAAAUAGUUUCUGUGACAAACCGCAACAACGCAACAUUUCCAGUUGAUGUGAUUCGUACGUAUCCUCUCGAGAACUUGAUGAACUACAUUGAACAGUCGGGACGGUGUGACUUACCGUAGGAGCGGAAAGGUGUGAAGCUGUAACACCGAAUUUAUGUGCCGACGAAUUUAUGAGCCUGCCAGCAGAAGGAUUUGGAUUUGCCCCUUCGCUAUCACACCCAAAAUCUCAGCCAUAGCGCAGCGUGUGCGAUUUGUCGCGAUACUUUGAACACGUUCUGUGGCACCGUAUUCGGCCAUAAAUACCCGGUUUGACCAUGGAUAACUUGAGAAAUUUGUUCGGACAAGUGUCCGCCAUGACGUCAAUGAAAUCAUCAACGGCGAGCCCCUCGUUCUCGUCGGGCACGGCUGGAAGCAAUAGGUCCGGCUCCGGCUCAGGCUCCGGCUCCAGCGGCGGGUCAUUCUCCAGCAGUAACGGCACGAUGAACCCACGUAAAACGGCUGACCGGGACAGUUACUACUACAUCAUGUGGCGUUCUUAGCUUCGGAACGGUUUCAGCUUUACUGUGCAGCUUUCCCGUCGGGUACAGAGAAAUAUUCCUAAUCCUCACAGCAUAUUCACGAAUUCUCUACCACCCAUCGGCUGCAUUCAGAGAGAGAGAGAGAGAGAGAGGAAAACAGUCUGGAACGUGGGGAACCGGAAAUCGGGAGACUGGGAGAUAACUACCAGCUAAAACGGAUAAGCCGGAGCAAUAAUAAUAAUAAUGCUUUCGCUGAUUGGUGCUAACCAGUUAUGGAUGGUCGCAAUCUGGACCGGAUUACUGCUGGUCUUCAGUCCAGUCCUGUUUGUGGUUAGUGUGUGCCUACCGGAAUUGCCAUUGUUGCUGAUUAGACGCCUGAACCACAUCCCGUUUGAUUCCGUUUGACCGCGAAUGACUCCGGGACAGAAAUGGCACCCAAAUGCAGGAUUCUCUAUCUGGUAGGUGGAUAAAUGAAACAAAUUGUUUGCGAGACUGCUUUUAUUUAUUGUACAAGUAACCGAUACAGAAAACGAGAACAGAUUUCACUUUUUUACAGAUUUCUAUUAAUUUGUAAAAAUGAAAAAUAGAUACAGUAGACAAAUACCAGCAGCAGCAGCUCACACAGGAGAUAAAUACCAUCGACACACAUCCUAUCGAUGUAAACAUAACCCAGACUUAAAGAGUGCAAUAUGCAUCCGCGAACCAGUAUACCUGUCCCCGGAGGCCAUAGCGUAAUUGAACUGAUACUGAACCGAUAUGUGAUUAUUUUACUAACUCAUUACCGUACCUUUUCUCUGUCCCUUCGGCAAUGGACACAAAGAUAGUGAGGAAGAUUGUAUGAAGAGAAGCGCAAGAAAAAGGUACUGACCAGUUACAUUGAAUCACGGAGUAAACGGAGCGAAGCGAAUGAAAUUCUACAUUAGAAAAUCGCCAAAACGCGCAGUGCCUUGCAAGUGCCUUUCGGUGAACAGUGACGAAGAUAUUUUGACAAGAGUGUUUUGUACGUACAUUUACUAGCUCUAAGUAUUAUACCUAAAAUAAAGACACAUUUUUCA
Molecule: messenger RNA, 1633 nt
Organism: Anopheles bellator
Lineage: Eukaryota; Metazoa; Arthropoda; Insecta; Diptera; Culicidae
Exons: 3
Coding region: 375-599 (74 amino acids)
Source: RefSeq, a predicted model, not a curated record